This is a messenger RNA of Diospyros lotus (date-plum), 1635 nucleotides long. RefSeq names its product DNA repair protein RAD51 homolog 2. The record is from RefSeq and is a predicted model, not a curated record. NCBI's taxonomy places the organism in Eukaryota, Viridiplantae, Streptophyta, Magnoliopsida, Ericales, Ebenaceae. Gene Ontology annotation, biological process: double-strand break repair via homologous recombination. Gene Ontology annotation, cellular component: replication fork; Rad51B-Rad51C-Rad51D-XRCC2 complex. Gene Ontology annotation, molecular function: four-way junction DNA binding; ATP binding; single-stranded DNA binding. The transcript has 12 exons. Bases 470 to 1459 code for a protein of 329 amino acids.
AACUAAAUUGGUUGAGUUCCACUGCAAUUUCUCAUUGAAGGGUCACAAGAUUGGGUCUCGAGAUGGCUAGGUCUGACAUUGACAAUUUUAGGUCAUCAAGGGAAACCAUAGAGCUGGAGUUGACAGGGGAGAGGGGACCAUAAGGAUAUCACUUAUAGGGUCAUGAAAUAUCUAGAUAACUAUGAAUUUUCUUUGAUGGAAUGGUUUUGUAUCUUGAGGACAAUUACCUUUGUUUGAAUUAUUAACAUGUAUAGUGUUUGAGUAUUUCAGAUGCUUGUGUUGGAUGAAUCUGGUUUUGUUUUUCCUAAGCCAAGGCUUGAAAUUCUCAGCUGGUCUCACUCCCUGAAGGGGGGUGUGAUACUAGCCUUCUGGUGCUGCUGGUACAUAACUGGUCUCUACACCUCAAUAUUAAGGGCUCAAGUCCCUUUAUCACUUUAAGGAUGUGUUGUCAUUGACUGAGUUUGAGUUGAUGGAGCUCUUAGAUGUGGGGCUUGCUGAAGUUACAUUGGCUGUAGCACAAGUUAGUGCGAUUGCUUGCCCGCCUUGUCAAACUGUACUGUCAUUGCUUGAGCAACGUGUUCAAGAUGAAUACUUCACUGGUCAUCUCCCUACACGUCUGAAAGGGUUAGAUGAUGUCUUAUGUGGUGGAAUACCAUUUGGUGUUUUGACAGAAUUGGUUGGUCCUGCAGGAAUUGGCAAAACACAGUUUUGCAUGAAGCUUUCAUUACUCGCUUCUUUGCCUCCUAAUUUCGGAGGUUUAGAUGGGCAUGUCAUUUAUAUUGAUGUAGAAUCCAAAUUUAGUUCAAGAAGGAUGAUAGAAAUUGGUGUUAAUAGUUUCCCAGAAAUAUUUCACAUGGAAGGAAUGGCACAGGAGAUGGCUGGUAGGAUACUAGUUCUGCGGCCAGCAUCACUGGCUGAAUUUACUGAGAGCUUGCAACAAAUUAAAGUUUCAAUCCUCCAGCGCCAAGUGAAGUUGCUUGUCAUUGAUAGCAUGGCAGCUCUUGUUUCUGGGGAAGAGCAAGGAUCUCGUAGACAAUAUUCGUUGGGUUGGCAUAUUUCGUUUAUUAAGUCACUUGCAGAAUUUUCACGAAUUCCUAUAGUUGUGACUAACCAAGUAAGAAGUCAAAAUUGUGAUGAGGCCUCCCAGUACCCUUUCCAAGGUGCUGUGCCAAGCAUGGUUGAUGAUGCUGUAGGGAAUAGAUUUGAUAGUCAUCUUGUUCCUGCUUUGGGGAUUCACUGGGCUCAUGCUGUCACCAUUCGUCUUGUCCUUGAAGCUAAAUCAGGUGCUAGGCUUAUAAAGGUGGCAAAAUCUCCAAUAUCUCCUCCUAUAGUAUUCCCCUUCAACAUUACUUCAUCAGGAAUAUUAUUCACAAGUGAUGUUGGAAUAGAGAUGACAGGACCUCAAAUAAACACAAUACAAAAUCAAGGCCACAGUGGAAUCCUUAAUUUCUCCAGCUAGAAGUAACAAUGGUCCAUCAGCAUGUGACUACAACAAUCAAUAUCUAGGCAUGUAGAAAGAGAUCUUCCUCAGGAUAUACAUUCUAUUUGAUGUCUUUCAAAGCUAAAUCCAGGCAUCAUUUCUACAUGUCAUUGUUACCUUAUUAUUGCAAGAUUUAUUUGAAAUAUUUUUUUGCU